Sarcophilus harrisii (Tasmanian devil) is the source of this 2564-nucleotide messenger RNA. RefSeq names its product PARN like, ribonuclease domain containing 1 (gene PNLDC1). NCBI's taxonomy places the organism in Eukaryota, Metazoa, Chordata, Mammalia, Dasyuromorphia, Dasyuridae. The transcript has 20 exons. Gene Ontology annotation, molecular function: RNA binding; poly(A)-specific ribonuclease activity. The record is from RefSeq and is a predicted model, not a curated record. Gene Ontology annotation, biological process: nuclear-transcribed mRNA poly(A) tail shortening. Gene Ontology annotation, cellular component: cytoplasm; endoplasmic reticulum. The coding region runs from base 195 to 1943 and encodes 582 amino acids.
CUCCCUUCUUUCCCCCCUCCCCUUUUUCCCAUCACCCCACGUGCCCCUCGAGGAGCUCGGCGGGAAGGGAGCCCCGGCUGGGCCUGGCCUACGGGCCGGGGGCGGCACUGGGGGCGCUUCCCCUUUAAGAGGCCGAGGGUCUCCCGGCGCAGGAAGUGGGCCCGCGGCCGGCUUCAGUGAGCACGUGGUCGGCCAUGGAGCUGGGCGCCGACGGCUUUGAGCAGAAGCUGCCCUUGCUGGAGGAGCUCAUCUUGGGCUCGGACUUCUUGGGUUUGGACAUAGAAUUCACAGGCUUGAGGUCCAUCUUUCCAAAAGGCCAGCAAACAAGUCUCUUUGACUCACCAGCAGAGUGGUAUCUAAAGACCAAGCAGAGCAUUCAGCAGUUUACAGUGUGUCAGAUUGGAUUGUCAAUGUUUUCAAGUAUGGGAAGAAAGUCAAACAAGUAUAUAGCCCAUUCAUAUAACUUCUUUCUCUUCCCCACCACACUUGGGAUUAUGGAUUCAGAGUUCUCCUUCCAGGCCUCUAGUAUUCUAUUUUUGAAUCAGUAUGGUUUCGAUUAUAAUAAGUUUCUCAAAAAUGGGAUCCCAUAUAUGAAUGAAGAACAGGAGAAAAAGAUUAAGCAAGAUCUUCUAACAGGGAAUUGGAAAGUUCGUAGUACAUUGGACAAAGACCAAAUGAAGGUGGUGAUUGAUGAGGUAACUCGGUGGUUGGAGAUGGCACAAGAAGGCGAUUGGAUGACUCUUCCUGAUAUAACUGGGUUCCAGGCUUUUGAGGUACAGUUGGUACUGAGGCAGGCUCUCCCCACAGUUUGGACCCUUAUGAAAGACAGAGGGGUGCUAGUAAAGAAAGUGAGCCGUCAAUACCGCUGGUGUCUGGAGAACUCCUCUCGUGACCAUGAUGACUGCAGGAGGGAGAAGAUCCUCCUCUCUGCCCGGGGUUUUGCUGUCUUUUUCCAGAUGCUGGUAAAAGCCAAAAAGCCUUUGGUGGGACAUAAUAUGAUGAUGGAUCUUCUGCAUCUUCAUGAAAAGUUCUACAGACCUCUCCCAGAAUCCUACGAGCAGUUUAAGUUGAACAUCCAUAGCUUGUUUCCUGUCCUCAUAGAUACCAAGAAUGUGACAAAAGAGAUCUGGAAGGAACUCAGUUUCCCAAGAGCUUCAAAUCUUUUGGAGGUUUAUGAAGUCCUAAACAGUGACUUGAAUCCUACCAAGAAUUCUUGUCCAGUGAUCAUCCAUGCAAGCGAGUGUAUCAAAUAUGUUGAGACCAAAUACCCUCAUGAAGCAGCAUAUGACGCCUUCCUUUGUGGAUCAGUUCUCUUGAAGGUGGCACACUUACUACUAUAUAGAUCAACUGGGACCUCUUUGCUUGGACAAAAACUCAGCUUGUCUCCUUUUCUCACAAGACUGCUACCAAGGAUUUCUCUCCCCAUCUUCUUUCCUCCUGCUUACAGACCCCUCUGCUGGCUACCACUGCUCAGAUUAAUCCAGUCCAAAGCAGACAGUGGUGGUAUAAAACUGGAGCCCACCUUCCCUCAAUAUCUUGAUGUGCUGGGUCCCUAUGUGAACCAGGUGAACCUUAUCCGAGCAUGUAUCUCUAAAAUCAAUUUCUCUGGCCCAGAUUCUCCCAGCAGCCGGCCACCCACCCUUAUCCUCAAAGUCAAGAGGUGGCCUGGAGUAGAUGAAGAACAGAUCUAUUAUGAAUUCAAAGACCUCUGUAAAUUCGAUGUCCGGCGAUUCACCCGGAACCAGUUUUUGCUUAUGACCAACAAGUUCAAGGAUGUCAGAAUUGUGUUGCAAGAAUACAGAUAUCACCCUGACCUGCAAGUGACCCUGUAUCGAUACUGGAGGCAUUCACCUAAUAUCAACUGCAUUCUACAAAUCUCUGGAAUUGUUACUGCUUGGGCCUUUCUGGCUUUUAUUCUCGGAGGAUCUCCAUCGAAUGUAUAGUGAUGUCUUCAGGAACUAUUGCCUCGUCUCAACUUUGCCCUUGGAAUGCCAGUCUGCAUGAUUUGGCUUUUAAGAGUGUUUUGAGAUGGACUUGUGAAAUCUUUACCAGGUUUCUUCUACCUCACAUCUCUUGAACGUGUCCUUCUCCAGAGCUCUGGUGCCAUGAAAUUGUGGAUUGAGCAUUGUCUCAAAGGAGAAAAUUCCUUCCCAGAAAUAAAUGGGAAGAAAUGUACUCUUGGGACAAAAGCCCAAAUCAUUUUGAUGACUGCAUUUGUCAAGUGAAUUCAUUAAUCAGAUUCCAGGGUGGCUGGUAAAAAAAGAUAAAAGGGUAUGCUAACUUUUUAAAAAAUAUAUACUUUUCAACAUCAUGAGAAGAGUAAAUGACUGAUGGGUUUAGGGUAAUUUUGGUUCUGUUUAAGACUACUUUUCCAAGUAGAUUUAAUAAAGAAAAAGUUUAAUUGGGAAGAAUAACUUGUCAGUGGUCUUUUGGAGGAGGAAAAAAUGUAACAUUAGGUUAGACUCUGCCUUGGAGGGAUGCCUGAAUGCUCUUUGAUCAGUGUUGUGGUUUCCCCCACUCACCCCAGGCAAUUGGGGUUAAGUGACUUGCCCAGGGUCACAUAG